GCCAGGUCAGAAGUCAGGGGCAGCACUGAGCCCAUACACCUGAAGGCCAGGCGUGGAAGAGGAGCGUCUUGUCCCCAGGUAGGGGAAGGUGACCAGGGACUGUUGUCACCCGGCACCGGCAAGUGCAGGUCCUAACCAGAAAAGCAUGUAAACUUAAAAAGCUCAAAAUUUCACAACAGGGGUCCGGCUGCGGCGCGAGAGCCAUGGCGGCCUCUGAGGCAGUGGAGGCGGAUCCCGCGGCUCUCGCCUCGGGUGCCCCGGCUGUCCCGGCGGCCGCAAGGGGUGCCGCCGCCGCCUCAGGUCCUUGGGGUCCCCCUAGGCAGCUGAGAGGCAGCCAGCCCCGACCCACGGUGGCGAGGCAGCAGCCCACGGGUUCAGUGUUGCCAACCCCGGAGCUCAUCCAGCCGCUGGUGAGCGAGCUGUCCUGGGCCGUGAGGACCAACAUCCCGUGCCUGGUGCGCAGCUGCAGCGAGAUCCUGCCCAACAGCCCCGCGCUCAACAUGCACCGCCUGUGGGAUGGCAUAGUGAAUCCAACAAUAAGAAAAGAUUUGAAAACCGUGCCGAAAUUCUACGGCUGCUGCUGCUAAGUCGCUUCAGUCAUGUCCGACUC
Molecule: messenger RNA, 610 nt
Organism: Dama dama (fallow deer)
Lineage: Eukaryota; Metazoa; Chordata; Mammalia; Artiodactyla; Cervidae
Product: ATM interactor-like
Exons: 1
Coding region: 204-587 (127 amino acids)
Biological process (GO): regulation of transcription by RNA polymerase II
Cellular component (GO): nucleus
Molecular function (GO): DNA-binding transcription factor activity, RNA polymerase II-specific; transcription cis-regulatory region binding
Source: RefSeq, a predicted model, not a curated record